CAUCACCAUAUUUGCCUCGCACAUUUAAACAUGUGACGCAAUUGACAGUUUUAAGCAUUAAAAUUAGUCAUUUGCGUCGCAGAAUUACUAAUCUGCGACGCAGAUGACUCUAAGAUGUUCUUAAAGUCAUUUGCGUCGCAGAUUAAUAAUAAUGCGACGCAAAAUAUUACCUCCUUUGCGUCGCAGAAUUACUAAUCUGCGACGCAGAUGACUCUUAGAGUCAUCUGCGUCGCAGAUUUACUAAUCGGCGACGCAAAGGAGGUAAAAAAAUUUCGGUUUCUAAUUAAAAUUUAAUUAUUACCUUUUCCUUUUCUUUUUUAAUUUGGUGCGACGCCCUGCUCCCAUUCCCUUUCUCCCUCAUACAUUUCCUGCCUCCCCAAACUCUUUCUCUCUCAUAAUUUCCAGAUCUCCAUUGUUGAAAUUCCAAAGCUUCUCUGUCUCUCCUUCAGAAUCAGUAUCGAGCUUUCCCUUCAAAGUCUCCUCUCACCAAAUCAUCCCAAUAUCUCAAAUUUGUUUUAAAAUUCAAGCUUAGCGAAUACGAAGGAGGCAAACCCAGAUCUGAAAGCGAUGACGUCUUCAGCCGGAUUUCAAGCCGCAUUCUCUGCAAACUCCAGCUCUGAGGUGGAUGACUCGGCGGCGACUCAUCUGGGUGCGGUGGAAGUGGGGCUGAGUUUUUGGGGAAUCUGUUGAGUCGACUCAGACCGAGUUGGUCCCGAGUUACACCGCCAUAACAACGCCGAAGUGUUGGUGCUGGAGUUUCGGUUUUUAUCGCCACCGACCUUGAAUACCUUGUUUCGAUCUAAAGUCUGAACUCAGCCCAUAGAACAGUAGAGGAUGUAGAACUUGGACCAGACUGGGACCAGAAAGCCAACAGCCUGCUGCGUAAACAUUUUGGGUACUCCGGGUUGAAAAGUUUUCAAAUGGAAGCUCUUGGUGCUUGGUUUUCUCAGCAAGACUGUCUUGUUCUUGCAGCAACAUGGUCUGGGAAAUCUCUGUGCUUUCAGCUACCUGCGCUUUUGACAAGGAAGGUCGUGGUCGUGAUUUCUCCAUUGAUAAGCUUGAUGCAUGACCAGUGCUUAAAGCUAUCAAAACAUGGCAUCUCUGCAUGUUUCCUUGGAUCAGGACAACCAGAUAACACCGUUGAGAAGAAAGCAAUGAACGGCAUGUAUUCCGUUGUAUACGUUUGCCUCGAAACACUGCUUAGCUUUCACUGUCUGAUGAGGUGUAUAAUGCAUACUAAUAAGUCCACUUCAGAGGCUUGCGGAGAACCGUGGAAUAGCUUUAUUUGCCAUCGAUGAAGUACAUUGUGUUUCAAAAUGGGGACAUGACUUUAGACCUGAU
This is a messenger RNA of Spinacia oleracea (spinach), 1341 nucleotides long. Its product is annotated as ATP-dependent DNA helicase Q-like SIM. Gene Ontology annotation, molecular function: ATP binding; nucleic acid binding; 3'-5' DNA helicase activity. The record is from RefSeq and is a predicted model, not a curated record. Gene Ontology annotation, cellular component: cytoplasm; chromosome; nucleus. NCBI's taxonomy places the organism in Eukaryota, Viridiplantae, Streptophyta, Magnoliopsida, Caryophyllales, Amaranthaceae. Bases 921 to 1298 code for a protein of 125 amino acids. The transcript is spliced from 4 exons. Gene Ontology annotation, biological process: double-strand break repair via homologous recombination.